Messenger RNA from Caenorhabditis elegans, 1375 nucleotides. RefSeq names its product Nuclear Hormone Receptor family (gene nhr-286). Gene Ontology annotation, biological process: DNA-templated transcription; regulation of DNA-templated transcription. Gene Ontology annotation, molecular function: sequence-specific DNA binding; DNA-binding transcription factor activity; DNA binding. The coding region runs from base 71 to 1231 and encodes 386 amino acids. The record is from RefSeq and is marked reviewed. NCBI's taxonomy places the organism in Eukaryota, Metazoa, Nematoda, Chromadorea, Rhabditida, Rhabditidae. The transcript is spliced from 6 exons. Gene Ontology annotation, cellular component: nucleus.
AAUCGAUUCACUCAUUCCUCCAAUUUUCGCAUUUUCAGUCUGUCAUUUUUUUCCGGUCUCCCAACUAAAAAUGGAUAUCACUGAACUUGAAUGUCUAGUGUGUAAAGCGCCAUCAACUGAACCACAUUACGGUGCAGAUGUGUGUAGAGCAUGUGCUGCAUUUUUCCGUCGUCGAGUUUUCUCACGUUUCCCAGCUACUUGUGAUCAGCUUGGCUCAUGUGAAAUCACUGGUGAACGUGAAGUAAGGCAGUGUAAAGCAUGUCGGAUGGAAAAGUGCUUGCAGAUUGGUAUGAGGAUUUCAAAUGUUCAAAGCAAAAGGGAUAAGCACGACAAUGAUAAGUUGAAAAAGAAAGACGAAGUUUCGGAGAAAGCGCUGGUACCAGCUUGCUAUUCAAAAGUGAGCAUACUUCCGAAUGAGCUACAAUGUUCUUCAACUUAUGACUACAACAAUAUGCGUCUCAAAUCUUUACAUCUCAACUUCACGGAAAUGCUCCAAAUUCGAAAAGUCAGAUUUCCUAAACGAAGAGCUACAAAAACUCUUCAUCAUGCUGAAGCUUUGACAAUAUUCAGAAAAGAUGUUAGGCUUGUUGUCGAUUGGAUUAACCACACAUUUCCCGAAUUUUCUCGAGUUUUGGAACCAGAUCAGCAAAGGAUUCUAUUCCGGAAUUUUUAUAUGAAAUGGACAGUGUUUGAGCCGGCGUAUCUAGCCGUUUUAUUAGGAAAACCCGACACAUAUCACUUGCCAACAGGUGACAUUGUGGACGAAGUCGGGGUAUAUUAUACACGUCAUUUAUGCACUCCAACUUCUUAUAGCCUAGAUGAAGUAUCAAGAAUAUUUUCCCCAUACUGGGCGGAUUUCCGUAAAACAUUGGUCGAUCCAGUUAUUGAUGCGAAACUUUCAAUUCACGAAUUUCUGCUCCUAUGUGCAAUAUGCCUAUUUGAUAUUGGUCUCGACUAUCAAUCUGAUGAUUGCAUUGAAUUUUGUCAAACAAUUCGACAAGAACUCUUCCGUGAACUGAAUGCUGUUUGCAAGCAAUUGUGCAGUUCUAAUUCUGAAGACUAUUGCUUCCGGUUCUCUAAGAACAUGUUGUUAUUGCCGUCUAUUCAACGAGGAAUCGAUGUUCUGGAAGAGGAAUUGCAACUGGGUGGACUUUAUAAGUUAAUUGCAACAAGAACAGAUGAUUGGUACUCAAUGGUGGACGGUCCAAAUUUUAAGAAAAACGAGGGCUGAAUGGAAGAAUAAUAAUUUAUAGAUUUUUUUUUAAAUUUCCUACCGUCAUGAAUUAUUUUUUAAUUUUGGUAAAAUCAGUAUUUCAACUGACAACAUAGUGUAAUUAAUGAAUGAUCAAAGAGUUCAAUAAACGUGCAAUUUGUA